Molecule: messenger RNA, 600 nt
Organism: Symbiodinium necroappetens
Lineage: Eukaryota; Dinophyceae; Suessiales; Symbiodiniaceae
Source: the annotation of a GenBank genome assembly
AUGUGGCUGGUCGGUGUGGGCCUCGUGCUGGCUGGCCUUGUGGUGGGCACUUGCGGAAUGCAUUUGAUCCGCACAUCUGAGCUCAAGAACCAGUCAGGACACGUUACCGAAGGCAGAAUCUGCUUCGCUGCCGGCAUGUUUCUGAACAUGAUCCUCGGACCAGCUCUUGACGUAUCGGGCUAUGCCUUUGCGCCAGCCUCGGUCAUUGCACCGUUCACCGGCUUGAACAUCAUCAUCAGCGCGAUGAUUGCACCUCUCACACUCGGCGAAGAGCUGACGCACGGUCGUUACAUCGGAAUCCUCAUCAUUUUCGUCAGUGCAACUUUGUCGGUCUUCUUCAAGGACCCGCACACGGAGCAAUGGACACUGGAGCGAAGUCAGGAUGCCUUACUUCGAUCUCGCAGUCUUGCAUAUGUUCUAUUUUUCACGUUGUGGCUAAUUCUAAACGUGCGAGCGCUCGCACGCUGGCCGGACGGCUCCGUUGUCCGUCCCUCGGAGCGAUCUCUGGAUCGCUCGCAGGCAACAUGUGGUGCACCCGCAGCUUGGAGCCAAGUUAAGAAAGCAGAGCUCGUAGCCAUGGGACAAAAGGAGAGUGAUGAA